Molecule: messenger RNA, 3562 nt
Organism: Rhea pennata
Lineage: Eukaryota; Metazoa; Chordata; Aves; Rheiformes; Rheidae
Gene: MRPL30
Product: mitochondrial ribosomal protein L30
Exons: 5
Coding region: 117-587 (156 amino acids)
Biological process (GO): translation
Cellular component (GO): large ribosomal subunit; mitochondrion
Molecular function (GO): structural constituent of ribosome
Source: RefSeq, a predicted model, not a curated record
CCGCCGCUGGGGAAAUAGAAACCGAAGCGCCGCGCGGUGCCUCGCCUUUCUCCUUCCCCCGGCGCGGAACUGAAGCGCUGCGGUGCUUGCGCCCCGCCGGGAGCCCGCGCGCGAGGAUGGCGGUGGCGUCGGGGCGAGGCGGCCUGGGCCGGCUACUGAGGAAAAGUGUGGACAGGCUACCUUGCCCAGUAUGGUUUCGUCCUCUGUUUACCAGAUCAAGAAUUCCAGACUCGGUAUUUCAGCCACGACCUGGAGAUCAUGAAAAGUACGGAGGUGACCCUGAGCAGCCACACAAAAUCCACAUUGUUACUAGAAUAAAAAGCGUAGUUGGCCGCCCAUACUGGGAAAAGAAGAUAAUACAUGAUCUUGGACUAGAUAAAGCACAUCAGCCAAGACUGCACAAAAACAUCCCUUCUGUGAAUUCCAAACUAAAAGUUGUUAAACAUUUGAUAAGAAUACAGCCACUGAAGCUACCUCAUGGGUUGCCAACUGAAGAAGAAAUGUCAGACACCUUUCUCACGAGCAAAGGAGAGCUUGUAAUUAAACAGCGUCUGAAACCUGUGGAACAGAAAGAAAUUAAGUCAUGAGGUUUACUGGCUGGACUUAUAUUUUAUAAAAUAAAUAAUUUAACUCCUAAAUUAGAACUCCUGAAUUGUAUAUAUGAACUGUUACCUUAAUUCUUAGCCUGACUGUUAAAAAUGGCAAUGGUGACCCUGAUGCUCAAAAAGAUUGUAGAAAAAUUACUUGCAUACAAAUAUAAAAUUUAGUGUUGCUAAUGUUUUCCUGGAAAAUUAAAUGAAUGAUAGGCUUUUUUUUCCUGGUUAGUGCAUUCCUCAGUUAACAGUAAAGGUUUAGAAUGAAGGUGCAUGAUUUCACCUUUUCUGCUCUAAGAAAAGAUUGAAGAGCACUCUGUUUACCAAUUCCAAAAGAAUUGACUGGCCAUCCAACUGAGAGGAUCAUCGAUGGAGGCAGUCAUGGAGUCAACAGUCAUCUUGUCUCCUUCAUAGCCUAAGAGGCUCUAUCUGAACUCCAUUUGGCAGCAACAGAAGCUGAGAUUCAAAUCUUGGUAGGUUAUAUAAUUUGUCUUUUGGGAAAUGUGUUCUCUUACUGUAUACAUAUUUCUUGGUUCUACAGGUAAUGAUAGCCUAAGAUCUUUAGUCUAUGUGAAAGUUAAUGCUCUUUCUGUGCUUACAUUGUGGACUUCAGAAAUAUGGAGACCCUGAAGCAUUGUUUGUUUGUUUUAAGUUAGUAAUUAUGAGCCCUGAACUUAGAAAGUACUGCUUUCCACUGAAGGAUCUUGAAUAGUAGUGUGCAGUGAUUUUGAGAAUAUCUCUAUUUACAAUUUAACAAUUGUGGUCAAAAUCAGAAAGCUGCUGCUGUUAUCAAAUGAUAAAGUAGUUUUCAUUCCAGUGAGUGUAAAGUCUGUAGUUUACCAAGCUGUGAGCCUCUCCCACACUAGACAAAUUGUAGAGGAGUUGAUCUUAAUGACUGUAUGUUGUGAGAAGAUCAGAGGGAUACAGGCUGGAAAUGCAAGUUUAUCCUGUCUGCUUGCUCGCAGGGAGUAAACACUAGUAGGAGUUCACAGAAAUAGACAUAUCAGCAGAGGGACAUAAAAUGUUAGAGGUACUCUGUGCAGGAGAAGAGAAGAGUACUGAUAUUGAAGAGUUUAGUGGGUCCUACAGACAGGCCAAAGGCAGAAGUGCAAAGUUGAGCUGAAAAAUCUCAAUUUCUCAAUGUAUUGCAGGCUGUAUUUGGAAGGACAUAGAAAAUACUGACUCCAGCUGAAAGGAUAUAGAGUUGCAAGAUAAAAAUGAGGCAGUUGAAUGUUGUUUUCCACUACUACCCAGAUACUUGCAUAGCAUCUUGCACUGCAGUGUGUUACAACUCUGCACUGUCUGUUGUGUGGCAUUUGUGGUGUCAUGCUCUCAAUGGGAGUUGCUUAGUAAAUCUGAAGGUUCAGCUCUUCUGAAGGAACUGUGGAGUGCAUCCAAGGUACUGGGCGUGUUUAAAGGAGAUGGCACAAGUACUAGGACCAAGGAAAUUAUGUAAGUGGGUGCUGAGGGACAGCAAAUGCAAAAUUGUACCAGGAGUGGCUGCAUGCGAUGCCCAAGCCAGGAUUUUUUAGGGUUUGUUUCACUGUCGCUGCAGCCUGGUGAAUCUCCAACAGAGGGAGCGCUGCCAGUUUGGUCAUAGGCAGUACAUGUACAAAUAAAGGAUCUUAAACCCUAUGGAUGCCACAAGCUACCAAAGUACUGCAGUGUGAACUGAAAAGUGUAAUUAAUGAACAAAAAAUUAGGAGGAUGCUUGCUUGGUACUAUGCAAAAUUUAAAAUAUGUGAUUAAACUAUCUGGUUAGAGUUAAUUGUUGCCUCCUAAGUACAGAGAAUGGAAAGUGCUUUAGAUGGUGUCUGUAUUUCUGGGUAAAAUUUAGCUACAAGAGACAUCUACUACUGUCUAUCAUUGACAAGGUGGCAGUUUUCAUGAAAAAUGAAAACUAUAUAGCUAAAUCAGCCCAAGGGAUCAGAGGCUGUCUCCCAAAAUGCUUUAAAAUAUGAUAUGUUAAAAGAAUGUUUAUUAUGCAUGAACUUGCAUCAGAUUUUGUAAACUUCAUGUGAUUUUUGAAAACAUGAUGGAUUUGUAGAUAUUCCUAUCCCAAAUCUUGAAUCUACAUGAAUAUAUACCUUCAGUAAAAGUAUUCAUUACAACAACUUGAUUUUGAACAGGUUGUUUGCAACCAUAAAGGCUAAAAUGAAGUAUAUUAAUUGAAUUAUUUUUAAAGAGUAAUUUAGUAUUUUCUCUCUUGUCAUGGGAAACAGCUACUUUAGGGUCACGUUUCCAGAGUUAAUAGUGAUUAAAGUAAAUGAUGAUAUAAUACAAGGCACUCUUUGAAGAAUAAACUUGUAAAAUAUUUAUUGCAAAUAAUCAGCUACUUCAGCAUUACCAAAAUACAGGCCUAAUAAGUGAAUAUAUUAAAAAUUUUGUACCACUACUAAACACAUGUAUUUAUAGAUAGAAUCUAAGAGAGGACUUGUUAAGCAAUGUUAUGACUCUUUCUUGCAGCAUUAAUCUCCUGCUUGAGAAACUGAAAACACAAAUGAUAGCUCUGCUUGAAUUUUCUCACAAAGUGAGAUGAAAAAUAAAUGGCAAACAAUAAGUUAGAGUUUGGAUUAUUAGUGAUACUAUCUUUUAAAGUGAUUUUUUAAGUCUCAGCUGAGAAAAUCAUUGAAAGCUUGUGCUUGUUUUUGGCUUCAUUCCCUCCCCGCAUCUCAAUGUUUUUUUGGGGGAGAAUCCAGAGUAUUUUUUUGAAAGCAAAGUAUCCAAGCAGUGACUCAAAUCGAAUCAAUACUCGAGUAUCUUUCUUGGUAUCCAUUUUUCUCACAAAAUUGGGCUCUUGUGACCACAUCAUUGGCAUAAUCAUUCUUUGUUGUGCCAAUAUCCAUUCUGUUAUAGCUGUGGACAUUCUUAACUCCUGCAUUAUAGGCUGAAAUCCCACCUGAAAUGAAAAUGAAAGAAACACAUAAAUAAAGAUGAUAAUUCUUCAGUAAAUAAAAGACCAAACACAA